Daucus carota subsp. sativus is the source of this 729-nucleotide messenger RNA. Its product is annotated as protein FAR1-RELATED SEQUENCE 11-like. Lineage: Eukaryota; Viridiplantae; Streptophyta; Magnoliopsida; Apiales; Apiaceae. The record is from RefSeq and is a predicted model, not a curated record. The transcript is spliced from 2 exons. Bases 1 to 729 code for a protein of 242 amino acids.
AUGGAGAUCAAUAAAUCUUAUCAAGCUUGUUCUAAUUCUUCAAGCAACAGUUUACCCGAGGGUUCCAAUCUUUUUGAUGGUGUUGAUCUUGAGAACCUUGGAAAGGACUGGAUUCCCGAAUGUCCCGACAGGUCAAAACCUAGAAUGGGUCAACGUUUCAGUGAUCUUGAUCAGGGCUAUAUCUUUUAUAAGGAAUAUGGCAGACAAUCUGGAUUCGAUGUACGUCGUUCAACCGAAAAGAGUGAUAGGUUUGGUAACACUAUAACAAAGUAUUACGUGUGUUCUAGGUCAGGUAGGCUGGAAGACAAAAAUCUUGAUGAGAACACAAAAAGAAGAAGAACUAUAUCAACAAAGUGCGAAUGUCAUGCAGAACUUGUGCUUGGGAUUCACGACGGUGGAGGAUUUUUUGUUAAAAAAUUUACAGAGGCUCACAAUCAUCCGUUUGCAGGCAAGGGGGGAAUGCAAUUCUUGAGGUGCAGCAGGUCCCUCUCUGAUUUCCAUAUGAGGUUCAUUGUUGAUGCUUCUAAAUCAAACAUUGGUGCCUCACGAGCUUUUACCAUUCUAAAGUCCAUGAUUGGUUCAUAUGAGGAUAUAGGAGCUACUGUUGUUGAUUUUAAAAACUUUUCUAGGGAUAUUAAAAAACAUAUUGGGAAGCACGAUGCUGAUAUGAUUAUUCAGAAAUUCAAGGAUAUACAAGAUUCUUCAGACCCCCAUUUUAGAUUUGAAUAG